This is a messenger RNA of Ipomoea triloba (trilobed morning glory), 1699 nucleotides long. RefSeq names its product tubulin alpha-4 chain. Bases 138 to 1493 code for a protein of 451 amino acids. Gene Ontology annotation, molecular function: GTP binding; structural constituent of cytoskeleton. Gene Ontology annotation, biological process: microtubule cytoskeleton organization; mitotic cell cycle. Lineage: Eukaryota; Viridiplantae; Streptophyta; Magnoliopsida; Solanales; Convolvulaceae. The record is from RefSeq and is a predicted model, not a curated record. Gene Ontology annotation, cellular component: microtubule; cytoplasm. The transcript has 4 exons.
AGAGGUUAGAGCAGAUCUGAAAAUCUAUAGUUGGAAAGGCGUCUUGAUAAACGCCGUUCCUUCGAAUCUCUAGCUUUCUCUCCUCCUUUUUCUCUUCCAGUUUGUUUGUUUGUUCUCCGAAUUCAAGUUUUGCGAAAAUGAGAGAGUGCAUUUCAAUCCACAUUGGUCAGGCCGGUAUUCAGGUCGGAAAUGCUUGCUGGGAACUUUACUGCCUCGAGCACGGCAUUCAGCCUGAUGGCCAGAUGCCUUCUGACAAGACAGUUGGAGGAGGUGAUGAUGCAUUCAACACCUUCUUCAGUGAAACUGGAGCCGGAAAGCACGUUCCUCGUGCUGUGUUUGUUGAUCUGGAACCCACUGUCAUUGAUGAGGUGAGGACCGGACCAUACAGACAAUUGUUUCACCCUGAGCAACUGAUCAGUGGCAAGGAAGAUGCCGCCAACAACUUUGCCCGAGGCCAUUACACAAUUGGGAAGGAGAUUGUUGAUCUUUGCUUGGAUAGGAUCCGUAAACUUGCUGACAACUGCACUGGUCUUCAAGGAUUUCUUGUCUUCAAUGCUGUGGGUGGAGGCACUGGUUCAGGCCUGGGAUCUCUUCUGCUUGAGCGUCUCUCUGUUGACUAUGGAAAGAAAUCAAAACUUGGUUUCACCAUUUACCCUUCACCCCAGGUUUCAACCUCUGUUGUUGAGCCAUACAACAGUGUCCUGUCAACCCAUUCCCUUCUCGAGCACACUGAUGUGGCAGUUCUUCUUGACAAUGAGGCCAUUUAUGACAUCUGCCGCCGCUCCCUUGACAUUGAGCGCCCAACCUAUCACAACCUUAACCGCCUUAUUUCACAGGUUAUCUCUUCAUUGACUGCCUCUCUCAGGUUUGAUGGUGCCCUCAAUGUUGAUGUGAAUGAAUUCCAGACCAACCUUGUGCCCUACCCAAGGAUUCAUUUCAUGCUUUCCUCAUAUGCCCCUGUCAUAUCAGCUGAGAAAGCCUACCAUGAACAACUCUCUGUUGCUGAGAUCACCAACAGUGCUUUUGAGCCAUCAUCUAUGAUGGUCAAGUGCGACCCUCGCCACGGCAAAUACAUGGCAUGCUGCCUGAUGUUCCGUGGUGAUGUGGUGCCCAAGGACGUGAACGCUGCUGUGGCUACCAUCAAGACCAAGCGUACCAUCCAGUUUGUGGAUUGGUGCCCAACUGGAUUCAAGUGCGGUAUCAACUACCAGCCACCAACUGUCGUUCCCGGAGGCGAUCUUGCCAAGGUGCAGAGGGCUGUUUGCAUGAUCUCCAACUCCACCAGCGUUGCGGAGGUGUUCUCUCGCAUUGACCAUAAGUUCGACCUCAUGUACUGCAAGCGUGCUUUCGUGCACUGGUAUGUUGGUGAGGGUAUGGAGGAAGGAGAAUUCAGUGAAGCUCGUGAGGAUCUUGCUGCCCUGGAGAAAGACUAUGAGGAGGUUGGUGCUGAGAUGGACGAAGGAGAUGAUGGCGAUGAUGAAGACUACUGCUAGAGUGCUUUGCCCCUUCUCAUUUCCUAGCUUGCCUAUCUGUCUAUGUUUGUUUGCUUUCUGUUCCCACCGUGACUACUACUACUAGUGUUUGUGUAAUGUCUGCCCGUCUUCCUUGUGAUAUGUGUACUCUCUUAAUAUUUGGUUCUGGUUUGGAGAACAACAAUUAUUCUCGUAUGAAAUUGGCACCUAGCCAUUUUCUUAUUUUA